Fusarium coffeatum is the source of this 885-nucleotide messenger RNA. RefSeq lists its product as uncharacterized. NCBI's taxonomy places the organism in Eukaryota, Fungi, Ascomycota, Sordariomycetes, Hypocreales, Nectriaceae. The transcript has 2 exons. The record is from RefSeq and is a predicted model, not a curated record. Bases 1 to 885 code for a protein of 294 amino acids.
AUGAUCGCUUCUACAUGGACCCUCCUCGCCCUCGGCGCAUUAGUCGCCGCGACACCAUCGAGAGAAGAUGCGCUUCCUUCGUAUCACUACGGCGCUCCCAUACCCGUUGAGUGUAUGAGUCGUAAUUCUGAGACUGGCGAACAUGUCGAAAACGAAAAACACGAAAUCGAAUGGAAACCCUUCCCAACAUGCAACGAAACCGGUCGUCCCCUCGAAUUCAACUACGGAAAAGAAGGCGAAGUCAACUGUACAAUCGCCAUGAUCGACGAUCCCUUCUUCCACCUCCUCGAAUUCUACAUCCACUCCGAUGCGCCUCUGUCCUGCCGCGUUCCGUCCCGCCCAGCCGCUGAAGUCGAAGUCGUAGGCGAGAAAGCUCCCCCGAGGGAGUACGUUCCCGUGGUGUUUGCUCUAGCGGGUACACUGCAGCUUAGCCAUAUUCAUAUCAGCACCAAGAUGAAUGUCUUGCUGCAUAGCACGCCGAAACAUCAUGCGCAUCCGCAUGAUAGCGGUGUGUUGGAUUCUGCGAUUGCGUACAGUACUAGUCCUUUGCAUCACUUGCAGGGCUCACAUACGAGAAAAUUAGUUAUUGGUGAUCCGCUACCGUUGGUGCUUUCAGUGCGAUGGUUUCCUACGCCUGCACUCCCCAAAACGGAGGGCAAGGUGGAGUGGCAGGGUCUUGGAGGGCAUAUUUAUGCUAGUACUGUGUUCUACAGUCUUGUUUCGUUCGGCGCGGGUGUGCUUGUUGCGGGUAUGUAUACUAUGGGUGUCGUUUUGCCGAGACGACUUAAAGGACGGGCGCUUGGUGGUGCGACGCCUUUGGGAUAUGGGGUUGGUACUGUUGGGAAUGGAUGGGGGUAUUCAAAGCCGAAUAAGAGAUCGGAUUAG